UUCAGGGGACAACGAAGGGUACACCAAGCAGGGUCGAGGCACCACCCACUCGUAUACGGUAGAGUCUCAGAUACAGUGUGUUUCACUACGCGGUGCGUGUAUCUCCCGCAAACGACUGAGGGAAGCGUACUGAUGGUGAGGCUACUGGAGGAGGUAAUGGAGGACCCGGAGGUGCUCCGUGAUGUACGUGACAACCCCACCACCUUCAGGUUCAAGGAGGGGGCCCUGAUGACAGUGACCACAGUCCACCGUCCUCCUCACGUCACCUUGAUAAACCACCAAGACGGCACUUACUCUAUCACAGGACCCCUCGCUCAACUCAUGGACACAGUCGCUACCUCACUUAAUUUUACGUACAGGGUGGUGACGCCCCCUGAUGGCACCUUCGGCACAGCUACGCCCAACAGUUCCUGGUCCGGUAUGAUUGGACAGGUGACCAGGAAGGAGGCGAUGAUCGCCCUGGCUCCCUACGCCACAACCUGGGAGAGAUACCAGGCUGUGGACUACCUUCACCACAUCACUCACGACUAUGCAAGUAUGCUGAACGGCAAGGGUCGUCCGGAGAUCAAUCCGUGGGGCUUUGUGUUUCCCCUGCAACCCCUGGUGUGGGCGGCACUGUUGGCAGCACUGGUGGUGGCCUGGUUGGCGAUAGUGUUGAUGGGUACCAAACCUGUGGGCUCUGGCCACCUCACCCGGUCUACCCACCUCCUCUUCCAGUACCUCAGAGUCCUUCUUCAGCAGAACGCGAGGUUGGACAUGGUAGGAGGGCGGGAGAGGGUGCUGGUGGGUGGAUGGCUGGUGGUCGCUAUGAUGGUCAUGUGGAGCUACUCGGGUAACCUGGUGUCCCUCCUGGCGGUGCGUCACAUCCCUCAGCCCAUCCAGAAGAUGAGGGACGUGGCCGACGACUCCAGCCAAAACAUCAUUAUCGAACCCAAGACCAUCAUGACUCACACCUUCUCCAUAGUGAAAACAGGAGACGUUGGGUCGCUGGCCGCUUUGGGUGACGUGGGGAGGAUCAAGUACGUGGUGUCUUCAGAGCUCCAGUGCGCUGCGGAGACCAUGGUGAGCGACGGACACCACGCCCUUAUCACCUGCAAACUCUGCCUCAUUAAGAUCAUUUCUGAUCUCUUCUACAAGACAGGUCAGUGUAACUACUACAUCUCUGAGGAGGACGUCUUUCACACGCCCCAAAAUAUGGUGGGCCGGAAGGGACACCCUAUCAUAGCUGCUAUUAACCGUAGGAUCCAGGCACUGGUGGAGUCUGGGUUGUACGAACACUGGCUGGACAAUAACAUUCCUUUCUACAGGACGUGUCGCCGCUCCCCCUCCACCAUCACCGUCCAGGAGCCUCUAGCUAUCGUCAAUCUCUGGGGGAUGAUGGUGUUGCUGGGGGCAGGGCAGCUGCUCGCUCUCUUCGCUUUCUGUGUGGAAAUCGAAGUCGGCAGACACGUCAACGAAGAGGAAUCAUGAGGCCACCAUACAUCUUGACCUGGAACACGAUGGGUUAAACUCAGAACAUGACAACAACACUAACUCAGAAUACUUCCAUAAUGCUGUGUGUUCUUAAUUAUAAAAAAGAUAAAGACGAGGCUUCCUUGACAUAUUAUUUCAUCACUUAUGGUGGUUUUGUCAAUAAUGUACAAGAUAUUCCAGAGAGGAGUUAAAGUUAUCAUAUCAUUUCUUCUCACUAUUCACACAGAUCAAUGCACUUUUGUGGGAAUAACUCAUCAAACCUACAUAGCUGGACAAUAUAUUCGUCCAACGUGAUAAGUAACACAGUUCAUGAUAAUACUUUACAUUAAUUCCCACAAGAGUUCUUGUCUUGCGUGGCAGAGGAAACACUCCGAAAAAAUCAAUAAUUCCCCAAAAACCGUAAAUUCACAAAAUCUGGAAAAUCGUAAAAAAAUUAACUUAGUGAACAGUGAACUUUAGUUAUUUGAAAAAGUUCGUUAUUUUUGUAGCGAUAUUUCCGUACUUAUUGUCCGACGACAUAUUUACAUAAAAGGUUUAUAAAUAAAUCACAUAAUCCGUCUGAAUUAAAAGAUUAAGACCUGACCAUGAUACUAUAAACACUGCUACAUAAAUGUGUAAUUUAUAUACUGUACAUUUCACAGAACAAAACUUACAAUAAGGAUUCUUAAGUCGUGUAACCUACCUGUCAUAUUCUAAACUACAGGUAUUUCCAGGUAAUGCAAUUAGUCGUAUGCACCCUGUAGUCACUUUAUAGUCAAUGCACCGGUGGGAGAGUCAAUUUAUGUCUUGUGUAAAGUAAAAUAAAUCCUGUAUCUUACUCCACCACUGCCAUCAUUUAUUUAUAUUUGCAAUCAUUGAAAAAUAUACUUCUUCAAAUUAU
Molecule: messenger RNA, 2353 nt
Organism: Homarus americanus (American lobster)
Lineage: Eukaryota; Metazoa; Arthropoda; Malacostraca; Decapoda; Nephropidae
Product: glutamate receptor ionotropic, delta-1-like
Exons: 10
Coding region: 133-1470 (445 amino acids)
Cellular component (GO): membrane
Molecular function (GO): glutamate-gated receptor activity
Source: RefSeq, a predicted model, not a curated record